AUGGGGAAGGGUUCAAAGAGGGGUCCAUGCAAUUCUGCAUCACAUAGUCUCUUCAAGGACAAAGCAAAAAAUCGUGUGGACGAUCUGCAGGGUAUGUUCAGCAAUCUGCAAUCUGCCAGGAAGGAGAGCCGCACAAUUGAUGUUGCUGUGCUUGAAGAGCAAGUUCAUCAGAUGCUUCGGGAAUGGAAGGCCGAGCUGAAUGAGGCCUCCCCAGCUACAUCACUGCAGCAGGGAGGGAGUCUGGGCUCAUUUUCACCAGAUAUUUGUAGGCUGCUGCUGCUUUGUGAGGAAGAAGAUGAUGCGACCAGUGCAUUAGCUGCACCAAAGCCGGAGCCUGAUGUGCAAAAAGUCAUGGAGGGGUCUAUGUCUCAAGAGUGUUUCAAUUUACCCAAGGGACCUCAAGAACAAAGCAUCCAGAUGGUUGACCAGUGCAAAAGCAUGGGUCCAGGAGUUAACGAUAUGGGGAUUAAUGUAAUUGGUCCCGCAACACAAUUGGAAUAUCAUCCAUUCGAAUUUCAUCAAGACUUUGAGCAGCACUACUUCCCUGGGUUUGACAGCACAUGUUUUGUUGGGGAGGAUGCUUUGCCUCAUAUUUCUGGCUACUCACAAAAUAUUUGCCCUCCACCUUCUGCUUUCCUAGGGCCAAAAUGUGCCCUUUGGGAUUGUCCCAGACCUGCACAAGGGUCAGACUGGUGUCAAAAGUCGAAUGACUACUGCAGUAGUUAUCAUUCUGGGCUUGCACCUACAGAAGGCUACCCGGGUAUGCCUCCAGUCGUACGACCUGGAGGAAUUGGCUUAAAGGAUAACUUACUAUUUUCUGCUCUUAGUGCAAAAUCACAAGGAAAAGAUGUUGGUAUUCCAGAAUGUGAAGGUGCUGCUACUGCAAAAUCCCCUUGGAAUGCAUCUGAGCUAUUUGAUCUCGUGAUUAUGGAAGGUGAAACAAUCAGGGAAUGGCUGUUCUUUGACAAGCCUCGCAGAGCGUUUGAGAGUGGUAACAGGAAGCAACGAUCAUUGCCUGAUUAUAAUGGACGUGGUUGGCAUGAGUCGAGGAAGCAAGUGAUGAAUGAAUUUGGAGGUUUGAAGAGAUCCUACUAUAUGGACCCACAACCCAUGGAAAAUUAUGAGUGGCACCUUUAUGAAUAUGAAAUCAACAAAUAUGAUGCUUGUGCUUUGUAUAGAUUGGAAGUCAAGCGAGUUGAUGGGAAAAAGAGUCCUAAAGGAAAAUCAUGUAAUGAUUCUGUGGCUGAUCUGCAGAAGCAAAUGGGAAGACUGACCGCUGAAUUGCCACCCGUCAGCAAGCGCCCUGUUAAGGGAUGUGGAAAGGUGAAUACGAAGGAUGGAACUGGUGGCAUUUAUUCCACUUCUAAUGCAAUAGAGCCUACAGAGGAAGGAUUCGAUUAUUAUCUCGUUGACAACUUGAAUGGCUACUAUUUGACUUGA
Molecule: messenger RNA, 1440 nt
Organism: Fraxinus pennsylvanica
Lineage: Eukaryota; Viridiplantae; Streptophyta; Magnoliopsida; Lamiales; Oleaceae
Source: the annotation of a GenBank genome assembly